CCGCCCCACGCGCCACACGCCGUGCGCCUUCCGCCUCGCUACGUCACAGCUGAGCGCGGCCCGCAGUGACAGCCGCGAGUACACGACGUGGGAGACUCGGCCAGUGUCCGCUGCACAGUAGUCGCGAUGGCGGGCACACGCUAGACGCUACAGCCCACUUGCCACCCUCCGCUUAAGGCCUAGGAUACGACGCGACAACACAGGACAGGGGAGCAGAGGACGCCACUAGAGACUCGGCUCACACGGCCCAACAUGCGCCUCAGCUGGCUUCUGGCCUGCUGCAGCCUCUGGGCGUGCGCCGUCGACGUGCGCGCCUUCACCGCCGAGCAGAUGCUGGACCUGGAGCCCGGGGCCCUGCGCCAGUUCGGCACCGACGUAGACCCAGCUAACGACGUGCUUCCCGAGGAGAGCGAGAUCGACCGGCUGGUGAGCCUGGAGAAGCUGAAGCAGAUGGCGGCCGAGACGGCGCGCCUGCAGCAGCAGCAGCGGCAGGAGGCGCUGCUGAUGCAGCAGCAGGAGAAGGAGCGCCAGAAGCAGCAGUUCACCUACCGCUUCCCGGAGGCGCCAUCCUCCAGGUUCGCGCUGCGGCCCGCCGAUCCCGGCUACUACGCCACCAGUCUCGCUGCCGACGUGGACAGCGGCGAGAUGCAGGCCGGCUCGGACAUCACACUGCGGCAGGACUCUCCGCUGCUGCAGGUGGACGUGUCCCCCCUGCGCUUCCACCUGCAGCCGCCGCCGGCAGCGCCGCUGCCCGCGCUGAACGGUGGCGCCUCUGGUGGCCAGGGGGAGCGGCAGCUGACAGCGCCGCCCAAGCAGCUGCUCGAGCCGGAGGAGCCGCAGGUGUGGCAGAAGCAGCCGCUGCCGCCUGAGCUGGAGCCGCAGCAGCUGCAGCAGCAGCAGCCAGAUGUCCGCACCAGGCCGCUGCCGCCUGCCGACGACGGCUCAGACCUCUACUUCAUAGCGAUAGUGGCCGGAUGCAGUGCGGCAGCCAUCGUUGGUAUAAUUGCCAUAGGGAUUAGCUGGUACCGGCUGCAGAAGAACGCCAAGGCGGCGGCGGACGUGGAGUACCCGGCCUACGGGGUCACCGGCCCCAACAAGGAGCCGUCCCCCACGGGGGACCGCCGGCUGGCGCAGUCGGCCCAGAUGUACCACUACCAGCACCAGAAGCAGCAGAUCAUCGCCAUGGAGAGCCGUACAGGCGCCAACGAGCGUCCGGGUUCAGUGUCUGAGGCGGAGAGCGACGAGGAGGGAGAAGAGGGCGACUACACUGUCUACGAGUGCCCAGGACUCGCCCCGACCGGCGAGAUGGAGGUGAAGAACCCGCUGUUCCAGGACGAGCCGACCCCCGCCACACCCGCCCCCAAAGCCGCCUCCGCCCCCGCUGCCCCCGCCGCCCCCACCGAUCAGCCCCAAGACCCGCCCCCGCAGCAGAAGAAGCAGCCAUAAGUGUGCCGACGAGACGCGCUGCACUUGCCACUGCUCUGCCGGCGCAACCGCAUUCCUUAACAUUUGUCAUCACUACGCUGGCCACGCGCCUCUCUCACCCCAGCAGUCCCUCGCGUCACCUCGCUCAACCGCUGCACGCCGCCACCCUUACCGUACGCUACAGUUGGAAUGUGACGUAACUUGCAGCAUUGCUACUUUUCGUAUCCUGCAGCCUGCAGAGCGGUGGAAAGUGUAGCCUUUUCCAUAAUACAGUACUAUUAUAUGUAGUUUAAUUUGUUUCUGGGUGGAAUUUACCGUAAAUAUUAAUCCCGAAUUUGCCGAAUUAUCGAUAAUGCAGAGAACUAUCGACAUUGCUGCUUGUAAUAAUAUCGUAUACGUUGGCAUGUACGUCUAGUCGCACCACAAACAGUAGACCGCGUGAAACCGCAGAUUCCUCGUAUAUGUACCCCACUGUUAAUCACCCUUUAUUAGACAGGUCCCUGUUGUAUUCGUGGUUGUUCACUAGGUGUAUCUCGAAUUAUUUCACGCUUCCUGCAUAAAUUUUAUCGAGGCCCUUUCAAUUUACGGCCCCAUUUCAGAAAAGGUCUAUCAAGCCAAAUGAGAAUAGGGAACGAACUUCAAAUGUUCGAGAAUAUUCAUAGAAAGGCCUACAGCCAUAUGUAGCGCUUGUAAAACAAUCCUGGAGCUAUGUAAAGUUAUUGAUACCAUGAGAACUGUAAUAACAAGAUUGCGAAUUUACCUUGUUAUUUGUAUAAAGUUAGGAAUCUUUGUAUAAAGUUACAGUGACCAACAUGAAAUAUAAGUGCUCGAUUGCCGUUUCGAAGCCUAAUGAAGGCGGGAGCAACUAUAUCAUACGCAGGGCGAGUCAGGAGGAAAGGUACACUUUUCGAGGGGUGGAUAGCAUUAGUGAUUCUGAACAAAAACAGUCAUAUGAACAUAUGUCCUGCUCUUAACAGUGUCCUAGUAAACUAACAAAAACAAUGGGGAACAGGACAAAUGCAGGUGAUAUCCAAUGAAGUAUUGUGAACCUGAUCCAAUGUUUUGUUUAAUUGUGUACAUUUCCUCACAAAAGAUGUCUGAAAAGUCCACCAUCAACUGCAAUGCCUUUUGCAGCUCUUGUACACAGCUGCCGUGUUACUAAUUUGAUCUCAUUCGUACGACCCCUUACAUGAACAUGCAAAUGUAAAAUACGAGUGAGAAGUUUCUCUUUUGAGUCCACUCUGUGCUUGUAUACUUCGCUCUUAAACUAACACAACAAAGAGUGAUCCAAUGGUCUAAGUCAGGAGACCUCGAUGUCCAAGAUCGAUCGACCUAUCUGUGAUCGAUCCAACACCCAGGAUGUCAGUUGCCUUAUGAAAUGUCUAGGAGCUCCAGCGUGCUUAAGGAAUAUCCUCCAAGAAUGGAGGGUUGGUAACACAUUUUGAAGUAAAUCAAGAUACCGUACCCCACUAAGAAGAUUAUCGAAAACAACUGGACUGAUAUGUUGGUCGUCAAUAAUACAGCACUGAAACAGUCAGUAAAGACACAAGGCCUACGUAGCUUCGGUUGUAUUCGCAUGUGAGUGCUGGUGAAGGACAUGCGACUGACGACCGUGGUUUUCAAACUGCUGUAUGUCGGAUACGGUUAAUAAAAGGGCGUACCUUCAUUUGAAUUUUUUUGUUCAGAAUCACUAAUAGUAUCACCCCUAAAAGCAUGUACCUUUCCUUCUGAGUCACCCUGCAUAUGAAUGACUCCAGCGAAAGAAAUUUACGCAGAAACCGUAAAAUAAUUUACUUUGUUUCAUCCAGUAGUUCAUAGUAGUAAAACUCUUUUUCUUUUUCUCUUUUUUUUAACUUUUGUAUUGGCACAUGUUUACGAAAUGUUGUAACGUAUGGAUGAAGUUAUCUUGAGAAUAAAGAGGUAAUAAGCAGAGGCAUUGUUAAAAGUAAUCAAACGAGAGCUAUACAGUCAUAUCAAGGAAGAAGUGGGAAAGGGCGGGGGGGGGAGGGGGGGAGUAGCUUUCUGUGUAAAUGAGAGCUAGAGAGCUACAGCCCUACAGACAAGUUCGUCUCUUAUGCUCGUAACAUUUAUCAUUUUAAUAUAGUUUCGAGUUACUGGAGCAUUGCACCACUAAGUCGCAUUUAUUUCUUUCAAGUUGGAAGUCCAUCCACUAAUGAACUAAACAAAGAUUAUAUUUUAACUGAAAAGUAACUGUUCUCGCGCUGUCAAAAAAUUAUAUAUAUACGUGUACAUACAUGAUUUAUUUUGUGUAAUCCUACCGAAUAGAAUUUAUGCAGAUGUAUAAAUAUAUUGUACUAUACAAUAAUUUAACAGUUCUAUAGGAAUAAUGUGUUACUUGCGAAUGUGGUACAUUUGUUCUGAGACGAAUUUAAUAAAGUUUUACCAAAUA
Molecule: messenger RNA, 3835 nt
Organism: Schistocerca cancellata (South American locust)
Lineage: Eukaryota; Metazoa; Arthropoda; Insecta; Orthoptera; Acrididae
Product: protein cab-1
Exons: 8
Coding region: 253-1446 (397 amino acids)
Cellular component (GO): membrane
Source: RefSeq, a predicted model, not a curated record